Hemicordylus capensis (graceful crag lizard) is the source of this 1618-nucleotide messenger RNA. RefSeq names its product transforming growth factor beta 1 (gene TGFB1). The record is from RefSeq and is a predicted model, not a curated record. Gene Ontology annotation, molecular function: growth factor activity; type II transforming growth factor beta receptor binding; cytokine activity. Bases 53 to 1294 code for a protein of 413 amino acids. Gene Ontology annotation, cellular component: extracellular region. Lineage: Eukaryota; Metazoa; Chordata; Lepidosauria; Squamata; Cordylidae. The transcript is spliced from 7 exons. Gene Ontology annotation, biological process: SMAD protein signal transduction; regulation of cell population proliferation; BMP signaling pathway.
GGAGCGGAGCUCGGAGGAGAAGCGGAAAGGUGGGAGCGGAAGCCCGAGGACAAUGUGGGUUGCGAGAGGCUGCGGCUGGCAGAGCGGCCCUCCGUGUGCGGGCAGGAGCCGGGGCACCCCGCCGGCCGUGGGCUGGCCCGUCCUGCUGCUGCUGGCCCUGGAGUGCCUCUGCUCGGCCUGCGCCUUCUCCACCUGCAAGACGGUCGACAUGGAGAUGAUGAAGCGCAAGCGGAUCGAGGCCAUCCGGGGCCAGAUCCUCAGCAAGCUCCGGCUCUCCAGCCCACCCGAGGUGGAAGUCCCCGAGGCCCCGGUCUUGCCCGCGGAGGUCCUGGCUCUCUACAACAGCACCUUGGAGGUGAUCCGGGAGAUGACGGCAGAGGAGCCGGCAGAGACUCCCAGCGAAGAGUAUUACGCCAAGGAGGUGCACAAGUUUGACAUGCUGCCCACAGAUGACGGACUCUAUGAGCGCUACCAGAAGAGCCUCUACCACGUCUUUUUUGGGUUCAACCUUUCGCAGAUCCGGGAAACCCUCCACGAGCCCCAUCUGCUGCACCGUGCUGAGCUGAGGAUGCGGGCCUCCCGGAGAGGCCAGGAGCAGCGGCUGGAGCUCUUCCAGGAACAGCACCAUUCUGGCAACACCACCAAAUGGUACUACCUGGAUGGGCGAAUGGUUAAGUUGAAGAAUGAGAAGGAAUGGAUCUCAUUUGAUGUCACCGCCAUCCUCCGUGCGUGGCUUGCCAGCGCAGAGACCCUGGGAAUGUUUCGCCUCAGUGCCCACUGUGACUGUGAAAGUGACCCCAACGAGCUGAAAGUGGAUAUUGAAGGCACCAAGAUCAAGAGGGGUGACCAGCAGGCCAUCAGCCACGCAAGCCAGCAGCGGCCCUACCUGCUGGUGAUGGCCAUGCCGCCCGAGCGCGCAGACCACCUGCAGAGCCACCGGCGUAAAAGAGCCACCGCAGGCACGGACUACUGCAGCCAGACCCCAGAGGAGAAGAACUGCUGCGUGCGCCCCCUUUACAUCGACUUCCGGAAGGACCUGAAAUGGAAGUGGAUCUAUGAGCCCAAAGGCUACUACGCCAACUUCUGCAUGGGGCCUUGCCCCUACCUCUGGAGUCUGGACACUCAGUACAGCAAGGUCCUCUCUCUGUACACCCAGCACAACCCGUCUGCCUCUGCCGCGCCCUGCUGCGUCCCCAACGAGCUGGAGCCGCUGGGCAUCGUCUACUACGUUGGCCGCCAAGCCCGAGUGGAACAGCUCUCCAACAUGGUUGUCAAAUCGUGCCGAUGCAGCUGAGGCAAAGAACUCAUGGACCCGGGCAAAUCUGAGCAGGGACCGGAGGGCAGAGGAAGACAGGACGCACUUUCCCGAUUUAAAAAACAACCACCACCUUGUGCCUUUAAAACAAAAAUACAGAAAAAAAGCUUUUUUAAAAACAAACAAUCCAGAACAAAAACCAAAAGCCUCAUUCAGUGAGGUUGAUUAUUAUUCUUAUUAUUUUAUUUUGUAAAUCUGUGUUGGGGGGGUGGGCGCUUCGAAAACCUUGAAUUCUUUGUAAUUAUUUUGCUUCAGAUGUCCAGAGAGAAUUAUUUAAAGAGUUUAUCUCUUCUUCUUUUUUUA